Salvia miltiorrhiza (redroot sage) is the source of this 1259-nucleotide messenger RNA. RefSeq names its product V-type proton ATPase subunit E-like. The record is from RefSeq and is a predicted model, not a curated record. The transcript has 6 exons. Gene Ontology annotation, molecular function: proton-transporting ATPase activity, rotational mechanism. The coding region runs from base 234 to 923 and encodes 229 amino acids. Lineage: Eukaryota; Viridiplantae; Streptophyta; Magnoliopsida; Lamiales; Lamiaceae. Gene Ontology annotation, biological process: proton transmembrane transport. Gene Ontology annotation, cellular component: proton-transporting two-sector ATPase complex, catalytic domain.
AAAAUAUCAUCAUAAAACGAAAAACGUGGUUUUAAAAAGAAAAAAACGAUAUAUCCGAAAGGAAAGCGAUGGUAACACUUUCUCAUACCUGUGAUCGUGAUUCGUGAACGUGUACCUCGCUUUCCAUCUCUUGGCGAAUCAAAUCGAAAAAAAUCUUCUCUUCGUUUCCGUUUCGACCUCUCCAGAAACAAAGGCAGUUACCCGAUCAUCGUAGCCCGACCCGAAUCCCCAAGAUGAACGACGCCGACGUUUCCAAGCAGAUCCAGCAGAUGGUCCGAUUCAUCCGCCAGGAGGCGGAAGAGAAGGCCAACGAGAUCUCCGUCUCCGCCGAAGAAGAAUUCAAUAUCGAGAAGCUGCAGUUGGUGGAGGCUGAGAAGAAGAAGAUCAGACAGGAAUACGAGCGCAAGGAGAAACAAGUUCAAGUGCGCAAGAAGAUUGAGUACUCAAUGCAACUGAAUGCUUCUCGAAUCAAGGUUCUCCAAGCUCAGGAUGAUUUGGUCAAUUCCAUGAAGGAUGAUGCAUCGAAGGAACUUCUGAGUGUUAGCAGUGACCAGAAAAAAUAUAAAAAUCUCCUGAAGAAUCUCAUUGUUCAGAGUUUGUUGAGGCUGAAAGAGCCAUCUGUGCUGUUGCGCUGUCGUAAAGAAGACGUGCAAUUGGUGGAGUCUGUCUUAAGUUCAGCAAAGGAAGAGUAUGCAGAGAAAGCAAAAGUUCAUCAACCUGAGAUCAUAGUUGACAAAAUCUAUCUUCCACCGGCUCCUUCUAAGCAGAAUGAGCAUGAUCGCUAUUGUUCUGGAGGCGUGGUGCUGGCUUCUAGGGAUGGGAAAAUUGUUUUUGAGAACACUCUUGAUGCUAGACUGGAGGUUGUAUUCCGUAAAAAGUUACCAGAGAUACGCAAGAGUCUGUUCGGUCAGAUUGCUGCUUGAUGGUUGAAAGCCUUGUGUCUCUAUGAUAGUGGCUUCGCCAUCGAUCCAAGAGAUUCUCAUCUGGUGGCUAUAUGUGCUCUGUUCUCUCAUCACAUUCUUAAUCGCAUCAUGAGGUGCACGUUUUCCACAUUCCGUGUUUACUUGGCCGUUCAGUGAUUUGCUUAAGUUUAUGUAUGCAUAGAAGUUUAGCUCGACACUACUAUUAUUUUUACUUUUAAAGAGGACACUGCUAUUUAUUUUUUUGAUUUUAAGUAUGUGUAAUAAUUGUAAGGUGCUUGGACCUAGUUUUUGUUCCUGGUGUUAAUAAAUCAGAUGACAGAGAUCGUCUUGAAAAAA